UCUCAAUUGGAACCACCUGGAACUAAUUGCCAAUUGGAUAAAGACAAAAGAAAAAUGGCCUAACUCAAAAUCGAACUUUUAUUUCGAAGGCUUUCCUCAGCAUUGGCUACAGAUAGUUCGAAUUAUUACUACGGUAAUUGACCAAUCAGAUACAAGUAUUGUCAGAACGUAACCAAAACAAAUCAAAACUAUAAAUAUGGCGGCAUAGAAACAUGAAACUGUGUAAAUAGUGCCAGCUGAUAAUAACUCAAAUUUUAUUUUCAAUAUUUACAUAUGAGUAUGUUAAUGAACACUGAGGUCUUUAUCACUUUACGUGCUAGAUAUUUCAUCCUUUGAUAAACUGACACUGUUAUAAUAUGUUAAGCGUUGAAAGUAACUCGAAGAGGCGAAAAUCUAAAACUUUGAUAUCAGCCAACAACUCGAGAAAUGAAGACGAUUCCAGGCGGCGUUCAAGUGAUCUCGGCAAGGCAGCCUCAACGAGCAAUAACGAAUCUGUUCCAUUUGACAACUUUCAGCAUAUAAUUUACGAAAAAGCCGCGAUUAUUUAUGCGUAUUUGAAGGGCGAAGCAAACACUGUUCUGCCAACAUUUCAAGACGAAAGGGUAAAGCGACGAGCAUAUAGUCUCGCAUUUGGUGCCAAGAAAUGUAAGCAAAUUCUUGAUACAUACAUUUGUUGCUUAGGUACAUUAUGCGUUGUUAAGUGCAUAUUAUAGUUUCUAAUGAGCGUAUUUAAUGUGUUAUAGGUUCCUAACAAUUGGGUGCUAUAUGAGACUGUAUAUUAAUACACUGUAUAACAAUGCGUCUGAAAUAUUCAACUUCCCAAACCAAGUUUGAGAAACUGAGAAAGUGUUCUGUAGAUCUAUGUUCAGUUUUAAUUCAUUUAUCGGCAGACCUGUUUAUAGAUUUAGCAAUCAUUUUUCAUUAACAUUCGUCGAUUUGUUUAGAUAGACUGUCCAAUGAAAAUUGGAGUAUGAAAUUAAUUUUUUGUUAUCCAUUCAUGAAAUCCAUUUGAUAAUCCCUAAAAUUGGAAAACUGAUUACUUAACCAUUCGAGGCUGUUAAUGACAUAUGUAUGUAAAUUCUAUUUUAAAGCUCUCCAUUUAUCUGUUAAUCCAGGGAUUAACAGGCCUGAGAGAUUUUAAAAAUUGUUCACUGCACUAGUGCUGUAUAUUAUGCACAUUAAUGAUUGAACGGUUUGUAGAUGGAAAUUACAGGUGUAUCGAGUGUAUAAAUUUUCUAUACAUUUAUUAGACCUAACCAGGAACACUGAGAAAAAUGCAACUACUGUAUACGUCCUCUGACUGGAAUCAAACCUGUGCCGUGGCCAUGCGAUUCCGGUUGGAUAAUCAACUGAGCUACAAGGUCCAGUUGUCGUUCUCUAACCACAAGUUCAUGUAUAUAUUAUACUAGGGUACUGCCAUGUUAAUGUAUGGGUAAAUAUCUUGUAGCUCAGUUGGUUAGAGCGCCACACCAGAAUCGCAGGGCUGCAUGCAGGUUCGACUCCUGCCAGGGACCAACAGUUGCAUUUUCCUCAGUUGACUGUUCCUUAGUCCUCAGAGGUGUAACUUAACACUUGCCCGGGGCAAGUGAAUAUCAUGACGGGCAAGUAAACAUUUUAUCUUGAUUGUCCAACUGGGCAAGUUGCCUUGCCACAAAAAUCUGGGCAUCCUUAAGUUUAAUAUGUUUUCAUUUUCAGAUAUAACUUUUUUAUUAAUUCAAAUUUUCUUGGGCCAAAGCUAGAUCUGAGGCAGUAUAACAGAGCCAUAUACAGCAGUGGGAGAACGGGUUGACAUGUUCUCCCCUUAAUGACCUUGUCUGAUGGCAAGUGAAUCUUAUCUGACAGGGCAACUAAUUUUCAUGUCCAACUUGUCCUGGCAAGUGGUCAAAAAACUAACGUUACACCACUGAACUUGCCAACAAACUUGCUACAAAUCUAUUGCAAACACAUCUUGUUGACAAGUUGUUGGAACAGCAUUGUCACAACUUGUUAACAUGCUUGCUACAAGCCUGUUGGGGAGGCAUCCUUUUCACAAGUUGUCGAAAAAACAGCAUUCCAGUCAAACCUACAUAAUUGCAAACACAUCUUGUUGAAAAGUUGUUGGCACAGCAUUGCCACACUUGUUAACAUGCUUGCUACAAGCCUGUUGGGGAGGCAUCCUGUUGACAAGUUGUUGAAGCAGCAUUGCAGUCACAACUUGUUAACAAGCUUGCCACAAACCUAUUGCAAAUACAUCUUGUUUACAAAUUGUUGGAACAGCAUUGUCACAACUUGUUAACAAGCUUGCUACAAGUCUGUGGAGGAGACAUCCUGUUGAACAGCAUUGAUACAACUUGUUAACAAGCUUGCUACAAACCUACAGUAUUGCAAAUACAUCUUGUUGACAAGUUGUUCGAAAAGCAUUGUCACAACUUGUUAAUAAGGUUGCUACAAACCUAUUGCAAACACAUCUUGUUGACCAGUUGUUGGAACAGCAUUGUCACAACUUGUUAACAUGCUUGCUACAAGCCUGUUGAGGAGACAUUCUGUUGACAAGUUGUUGAAACAACAUUGCAGUCACAACUUGUUAAGAAGCUUGCUACAAACCUAUUCCAAACACAUCUUGUUGAAAAGUUGUUGGAACAGCAAUGCCACACUUUGUUAACAAGCUUGCUACAAACCUAUUGCAAACACAUCUUGUUGACAAGUUGUUGGAACAGCAUUCUCACAACUUGUUAACAAGCUUGCUACAAACCUACAGUAUUACAAACACAUCUUGUUGACAAGUUGUUGGAACAGCAUUGUCACAACUUGUUAACAAGCUUGCUACAAACCUAUUGCAUCUUGUUGACAAGUUGUUGGAACAGCAUUCUCACAACUUGUUAACAAGCUUGCUACAAACCUACAGUAUUACAAACACAUCUUGUUGACAAGUUGUUGGAACAGCAUUGUCACAACUUGUUAACAAGCUUGCUACAAACCUAUUGCAAACACAUCUUGUUGGCAAGUUGUUGGAACAGCAUUCUCACAACUUGUUAACAAGCUUGCUACAAACCUACAGUAUUUCAAACACAUCUUGUUGACAAGUUGUUGGAACAGCAUUGCCACAACUUUGUUAUUAACAAGCUUGCUACAAGUCUGUGGAGGAGACAUCCUGUUGACAAGUUGUUGGAAAAGUAUUGUCACAACUUGUUACGAAGCUUGCUACAAACUUAUUACAAACUCAUCUUGUUGUGGCAAGUUGUUGGAACAGCAUUGUCACAACUUGUUAACAUGCUUGCUACAAGCCUGUUGAGGAGACAUUCUGUUGACAAGUUGUUGAAACAACAUUGCAGUCACAACUUGUUAAGAAGCUUGCUACAAACCUAUUCCAUACACAUCUUGUUGAAAAGUUGUUGGAACAGCAAUGCCACACUUGUUAACAAGCUUGCUACAAACCUAUUGCAAACACAUCUUGUUGGCAAGUUGUUGCAACAGCAUUGUCACAACUUGUUAACAAGCUUGCUACAAACCUAUUGCAAACACAUCUUGUUGACAAGUUGUUGGAACAGCGUUCUCACAACUUGUUAACAAGCUUGCUACAAACCUACAGUAUUACAAACACAUCUUGUUGACAAGUUGUUGGAACAGCAUUGUCACAACUUGUUAACAAGCUUGCUACAAACCUACAUUAUUUCAAACACAUCUUGUCGACAAGUUGUUGGUCUGGAACAGAAUUGUCACAACUUUGUUAUUAACAAGCUUGCUACAAGUCUGUGGAGGAGACAUCCUGUUGACAAGUUGUUGGAAAAGUAUUGUCACAACUUGUUACGAAGCUUGCUACAAACUUAUUACAAACUCAUCUUGUUGUGGCAAGUUGUUGGAACAGCAUUGUCACAACUUGUUAACAUGCUUACUACAAGCCUGUUGAAAAGGCAUCCUGUUGACCAGUUGUUGAAACAGUAUUGCAGUCACAACUUGUUAACAAGCUUGCCACAAACCUAUUGCAAAUACAUCUUGUUUACAAAUUGUUGGAACAGCAUUGUCACAACUUUUAAUAAGCUUGCUACAAGUCAGUGGAUCCUGUUGACAAGUUGUUGGAACAGCAUUGUCACAACUUGUUAACGUGCUUGCUACAAGCCUGUCGAGGAGACAUCCUUUUCACAAGUUGUCGAAACAGCAUUCCAGUCAAACCUACAUAAUUGCAAACACAUCUUGUUGAAAAGUUGUUGGCACAGCAUUGCCACACUUGUUAACAAGCUUGCUACAAACCUAUUGCAAACACAUCUUGUUGGCAAGUUGUUGCAACAGCAUUGUAACAACUUGUUAACAGGCUUGCUACAAACCUAUUGCAAAUAACUUGUUAACAAGCCAAGCUACAAACCUAUUGCAAACACAUCUUCUGGAGACGUUGUUGGAACAGCAUUGUCACAGCUUGUUAACAAGCUUGCUACAAACCUAUUGCAAACACAUCUUGUUGAGAAGUUGUUGGAACAGCAUUGUUACAACUUGUUAGCAAGCUUGCUACGUCCUUGUUGAGGAGUCAUCUUGUUGAAAAGUUGUUGGAACAGCAUUGCAACAAGUUGUUAGCAAGCUUGCUACAAACCUAUUGCAAACACAUCUUUUUGAAACGUUGUUGGAACAGGAUUGUCACAACUUGUUAAGAAGCUUUCUAUAAACGUUGUUGGAACAGCAUUUUGUCACAACUUGUUGACAAGGUUGCUACAAACCUAUUGCAAACACAUCUUGUUGAAAAGUUGUUGGAACAGCAUUGCCACAACUUGUUAACAAGCUUGCUACAAACCUAUUGCAAACAAGUCUUGUUGAGAAGUUGUUGAAACGGAAUUGUCACAACUUGUUAACAAGCUUGCUACAAACCUAUUACAAACACAUCCUGUUGAAAAUUUGUUGGAACAGCAUUGCCACAACUUGUUAACAAGCUUGCUACAAACCUACAGUAUUGCAAGCACAUCUUGUUGACAAGUUGUUGGAACAGCGUUGAUACAACUUGUUAACAAGCUUUCUACAAACCUAUUGCAAACACAUCUGAUUGACAACUUGUUGGAACAACAUUGUCACAACUUGUUAACUUGCUUGCUACAAACCUAUUGGAAACACAACUUGUUCACAAGUUGUUGGAACAGCAUUGUCACAACUUGUUAACAAGCUUGCUACAAAGCUGUUGCGAAAAAUCUUGUUGAGAAGUUGUUGGAACAGCAUUGGCACAACUUGUUAACAAGCUUGGUGCAAUCCUGUUGAGGAGACAUCUUGUUGACAAGUUGUUGGAACAGCAUUGUCACAACCUAGAGAGGUGUAACUUAACAUUUGCCCUCUUGCCGGGGGCAAGUGAAUAUCAUGACGGGCAAGUAAACGUUUUACCUUGCUUGCCAGCUGGGCACCUUUAAGUUUAUGUUUUUAUUGUCGGAUAUAAGUGCAUGUACUAUUGUUCCCAGUAAAUUGCGAAACGACCGUUUUUUUAGGCGGUUUGUCAGUGACAGUUUUGUCAAUUACGAAGGACAUAUUUGUGUACCUCGUGGUCACAACUCGUUGCAAGCAGCGUGUGAAAAACUGCAAGUUUCAGUUUGACAGUUCUGACAGUUUAAUGGUUUCUAAUUUUAUUGUCCAAUCAGAUGCGUAGUUUUGAUUUAAAAUUCAAAACUACGCAUCUGAUUGGACAAUAAAAUUAGACACUCAUUUAACUGUCAAACUGAAACUUGCAGUUUUUCACACGCCGACGCCGCUUGCAACGAAUUGGGAUCACGAGGUACACAAAUAUGUCCUUCGUAAUUGUCAAAACUGUCACUGACAAACCGCCUAAAAAACGGUCGUUUCGCGUUUACUGGGAACAAUAGUACUUGAUUCAAAUUUUGUUUUUCUUGGGCCAAAGCUAGGUCUGAGGCAGUAUAAUAUGGCCAUAUAGAGCAGUGGGAGAACGGGUCGACAUGUUGUUCCCUUAAAUUAUACCCCCUGCCCAGGUACCCCAGUGGCCAUUGUCUGAUGGCAAGUGAAUUUUAUUCAUGCAGGGCAACUAAUUUUCAUGUCCAACUUGCCGGGAGGGCAAGUGGUCAAAAAAGUAAAGUUACACCACUGGGACUCCUAAUAAAUGUAAUACUAUAUAAAUUUCCUCUCGAAAAUUUACAUCUACAAUUUCCUUCAACUAUUAUUCAAUCGAGUGAGGUCCAAACAAAAUCUUCAUAUUUACCCUAACAUUUAUUAAUAGUGUGUUUUGUUGACUCUGAAAACUUAGAGAGAGGGUGUUAACUGGGCUAGGUUGAUUUGUACCUUAUCAGACGUGUUAACUUUACAUGAGAGGAAUUAGAUGUCGUGCUAGAGCUCAUUUAAAAUAUCCAGAUAUGAUGCUUGUGAUGUUACUCUGAGUGUAUAUCCACACCGAGCAAGCUUGAAAAAUAUGCCUGGCCACGGUGGAAAUCGAACCUACGACCUUUACAAUACUAGCCCAAUGCUCUGCCAACUGAGCUACGCGGUCAGAACGAUUCGAGUAUGUGAUAUUUCGGAACUGAGUCUAGUUCCUUCUAUAUCUAUGCAAUAUUACUAGAUUGCUAGAUUGCAUGAACUAGACUCAGUUCCGAAGGAACUAGACUCAGUUCCGAAAUAUAUCACAUACUCGAACCGUCCUGACCGCGUAGCUCAGUUGGCAGAGCAUUGGGCUAGUAUUCCAAAGGUCGUACGUUCGAUUCCCACCGUGGCCAGGCAUAUUUUUCAAGCUUGCCCGGUGUGGAUGUACACUCAGAGUAUUAUCACAAGCAUCAUAUUCACCUGAGUACAUUACACCAACACAGGAAAAAUCAUAUCCAGAUAUUUUAACAAUGUUGUUCCAUUUUGUAACAAUGCCUUAGUUAUAUUGUUCGCAUAGUUCGCAAUGAUCAACACGCACGCAUGCUAUAUUUCUUAUCACACACAAAAAAUUAUACAAGAGCCUGGGUUCUAGUGUUCAACAUUUCGCGAGAGCGCUUACAUACUGUAUCUUUAACCUUUACCAUUUUUGUCAUUUUAUAUACUGGACUGUUAUUUUUUAUAUUGGACUGCCAUAUAUGAUGUAAUUUAUACUGAUUGUUUAAAAAUUCCAAAAGCGUUUUGCAAGUCGAGAUUGUCUUGCACCGAGAUUGAAGCUACAUGUAUCAAAAUGCAGGACACCAUACGUUCUCUGAAAUCUACACAUGCAGGACAUUUUAUAUUUGACCUACACAGGGAAUUUUCAUUUUUCGAUUUUGCUGCUAGGAAGAGAAAUAAAUUUUCUAGACCUGGACUACAAAGUGGUUUACUACUUUUUGUGACAGAAUAAAAUGCGGGUUAAGCAUUCCUUUGACGCAACAUAUUCUUUUGACUCGUAUAAAGUAGGCUAGUGUAUACCUGACGGCCACCCUGUCUAUUGCCGUUAUUGUGUUUUUGGUACGAUAAGAUAAGUGUAUUUAUUUUUUUUCUUAUGUCGAAAAAUAUUUAGAUGAAUCUGUUUUAAACGAUAUUUUGCUGGAUAGCUACUUCUUCUCGAGUUACUUUAAGGUAUGUUGCAUGUUUUGUAUGCUGUAAUGAUAGUGAAAGGAAUUAUGUGUUGUUAUUAUUACCCUCUGAAGAAUGUAUAAAUAUGAAAACGGACCCUAAUUAAUGAGCCAGAUGGCCCAGAUACAAACGGCACUAGUCGAAUUAUUUGAAUAAUUAUAUAAAAUUAUUCAAAUAAUCUAAAGAACUACUGUGUAAUUGACUGACGUUCUAUGGCAAGGACAGUGACGAAGUAUAAAUUGCUAUGCUGUACUUGAUACGUUUGCGGUAAAUUCCUUUUUCUCAUUCAGUAAGUUUUAUUAUAAUAUACCCAGGUUGAUAAUCGUACACGUUUUUCGCGUGCAUGGUCACAAUUUUGCAAAAACGAGUAGCUAAUGCAUGAGGCAAAGCUAGAGAUGAAAUAAAAGAACUAAAAGUUCUUAUGCAUGGCUUUAGAAAGUAUACCCUUUACAAAAUUGGGAUGCCUUUGUAUGUAGAUAUGCCACAUGUGUUUUUGCACAAGGAAAAUAGUGUUGAACGCCUUGAGUUCUAAAAUACAAGCGGUUUCGUUUUGCAUGUGAACCCUUACGGAAAUUUCACACGAUUUCACAUGUCCAAUCUAUAUGUGGAAUUGGAACACUUCACAUUGAAAUUGAUUUCAAAAAAUAAAACAACCUGAAAGCUAGAAUUAUAUUUUCUGCACGAUUAACGAAAAGAAUAUUAGAAUGUUAGGGUUUGGAAUCCAAGUGAGAAUAUAUACAUUUUAAGACCUAACCAGGAACAACUGCGAAAAAUGCAGCAGAAGGUCCUCUGGUAGGAAUCGAACCUACGGCCCUGCGAUUCCGGUGCAGCGCUCUAACCAACUGAGCUACAGAGGCCAAGUCCUGGUUAGGUCUUAAAAUGUAUAUAUUCUCACUUGGAUUCCAAACCCUAACAUUCUAAUAUUAAUUCCACCAAGUGAAGUGCAGAAUCUAAGUCAUGAAAUCCACCUUAUCACAACCCGCACACCCGAUUACUUAUAUAUACAUGAACUUACGGUUAAAGCUCAACAGCUGGCCUCUGUAGCUCAGUUGGUUAGAGCACUGCACCGGAAUCGCAGGGCCGUAGGUUCGAUUCCUACCAGAGGACCUUGUGCUGCAUUUUUCGCAGUCGUUCCUGGUUGGGUCUUAAAAUGUAUAUAUUCUCACUUGGAUUCCAAACCCUAACAUUCUAAUGUCAAUGCUAUACCCUGUCUCCAAAAAAGGAAACCUUUAAAAAUUAUCCUAUAUUGUUAUAAUAAUAAUUUUAUAUAUAUAUAAUUUGAAUGCCUAAGCACUACGCUGAACCAACGGGUGCAUGCGUAAAAGAAGUCGACGUCUAUUUGGUGAGUUGCGAGUUGCUAGCCACGCUUUGAAUGAGGCUUUGAAAGUAUAUUAAUAUGGACGACAUGGAAGGCGAAGUUAAAGGUAUUUUUAUUCAUAAAUAUUAACAAUAACUUUGAAGUUAAGUUCCCUGUAAUGGACCUAUUCCCUAAUGAACAAAAUUUUGAUCUAGAUAAGUCAAAUAACUAAGACAGAACUAAGUAAGGCAGUCAUGGAGAACUGUCAUGUCAAUUUGAGCUCCGCAAAUUCAAGCCAAAUUCUGGCAAAUUCAUUGUUGGAUUUUAUGAAUGAAAGUGUUAAGAAUCCUACAAAUAAUGUGGAAAGUAAAGUACUUUCAUCUCUUGUUUUUAUUGACGAAAGCGGUUACUGCUGGAAAGGCAAUUUAGCUCAAUUAAAGAAUUUCGUACAAAAUGACUUAAACUUAAUCGGCAAAUGGUCAUCGCCUGGCGGUGAAACGAAGCUAUUUAAGAACACCGAGAUUAUCCUUAAAUGGACUGGGAAAACGCGAAAGAAGCUGAUAAUUGAAAAAGACAGCGAAGUAAAUCUCGUGGCGAACACGCUAAAACGUUUAUGUGAUGGUGAAUAAUGACAGAUGUGAUUUGCUUAGAUACAGCAACGGCGUGUAAAGAGUCCAUUGAUAACAAAGCUAAGCAAUCGGUAGCGGCUGACUCUGAAUUUUCAACUAGGCUAUAUGGGCGGCAAUAAAUGGGAUUCAAGACGUGGUGACGGCCAAAUUGGAUGAAGUAACAUUAGCCCACGACAAUAAACUUGUAAGUGAAUAGAAGCUGAGGUAUGUAAAGUACGAUCUAAUUACGAAAGGAAAAUUGAAAAUUUGAAUAAUAAAUGUCAUGAUUUAUUACUUAAACUUGAAUGUAAGAAGGCGCUCGAAGAUAAAGUAAAUAAACUUGAAGUUUUGGUCGGCAAUCUUAAAGCAGACAUACAGGAUCUACGAAAUGAGAAUGGUUUGUUCAAAUUGCCCUGGAUUUCAUCACGUGUCCAAGUCACGGUCCACGCCUAAAGUAAAACAAAAAAACACCGGGAACAAUGACCUAGACUUAAUUGGUACAAUUAACAUUCCUGAUGAACCGAUAACUAUUGUUGAGAAACAACCCCAGGAUUUAAAUAAAAAUUUAGAGUUAAACACCUCUCUCAGUUAGCAAUAAGACUUCUCGGGCCGACAAAGGAUCGGUGUACAAUCCUCAGAUGAAUUCAGUUAUUGUAUGUAUUGAGGCAAGAAAUCAACCUAGAAGAAAUCCACCGAGAGGGCCACGUACGAGCAAUGUUACCAAACGUAAUUCCGCUAUUCCCAGCCAACCUUUGCCCAAGCACUUGGUACCUUGCCCAUUUCUAAGACGGAGAGGCUUUUGCCUAAAGGGUCCCUUGUGUGACUUCCAUGAGCACAAAGAUUCUCAAUCGUUCAAUAAUCCAACCAAUAAUUCGUCGAAUAACCCGUUCUAUUGUUCGUCCAAUAAUCGACCAUGAAGAGUGUCCAAUAACCUACAGCGAUACCCUCGUAACUUGGGCUAUACAUCUUAUCCAAAUAUAUCACAACCUAUUACUAAUCAUUUUCCUUUUCCUGUGAAUCGAAGCCAUUUCCCCCCGUUUCAACCCCCACAGUAUCAUCCAAUGCUUCGACCAUAUGUAUACCCACCACCUCUGUUGACAUCAAUAUAACUCCUUUACGGCCCCCUGUCGUGUUCCCCUUAGCACCACCUACAAUAACGUUUACUACCAUGCCUUUGAGUGUUGUAUAUCGUCCUCGAAAAGUGAAAAGCAACAUUUCAAAUAAAAAACAUUGUGUAAAAGCGAAUGAAAGCAUGCAUACCCAAUUUCAACCAAUUAUCCUUCCCCUGCCUAGUCAAUCAGAUAACCAGAAUCAGAGUGUAAUACCCAAACCAGUAGAUGAACAACCUAUUGCUGUCAGAAUUACCAACCGAGAAAGAGGUCCCUCCAAUAAUGAUAGAAAUAUUAAUAAAACAAACUUGAAAGUUAUUAAACUUUUAAACGAACAAAGUUCAUCUCGGUUGUGUCUUCCUAAACUGAUGAUAACAAAUGCUCGUUCCCUUUUAAACAAGCAUGAUGAAGCCUAUUCAGUGACCGUAGCCAAUGGUGUUGAUCUCUUUGCCGUCACUGAGACUUGGUUACAUUCUCAAGUACCUGACGAAGUUAUUAGUAUGCCGUCAUUUCAAUUAAUUCGGAAAGACCGUAUAAAUGACCGUCGUGGUGGGGGAGUUUGCUGUUAUGUAAAAGAUUAUAUUAAUUGCAUUCAUUUAACAGAGUUGGGGAAUGAUGAUUUUGAAGUAUUGUGGGUCUUACUCAGACCUAAUCGCCUGUCUCGUGGAGUUAAUUCCAUUGUUGUUGGAGUUGUUUAUCACCCCCCCUGGAUAUGAUAAUAAAGAUCUAAUGAGUUCUAUCCAAUCAACUUUAGAUAGUAUCCUUGAUUCCUCUCCUAAUGCGUCUAUUAUUCUGACUGGAGACUUUAAUCAUUUUAACUAUCGAGAUUUGUAUUCCUCAUUUAACCUAAAACGACUUGUUAAAGUACCGACAAGAGGUCAAAAUAUACUUGACCUAGUCUUAACCAAUCUCCAUAAAUACUAUAAUCAACCUGAAACCUUACCUCCAAUUGGAAGUUCUGACCACAAUGUAGUACUUCUAUCUCCCAAGACAACUAGACCAAAGGGAAAGAAAUCAAAAGUGCUUGUGCGUGAUACCUGCAGUUCCAAGAGACACUUGUUUUUGAAAAAAUUAAAAAACGUGAACUUUACUCCAGUUUUGUAUCAACCAUCGUGUCAACAGAGGUAUGAACUUUUUGACUGUAUCUUGAAUGACGUCAUUGAUAAAACCUUACCAUUUAAGUCCGUAAAAACCUAUUCCCUGGACAAACCUUGGAUAUCCACAGAAAUUAAACGAGCUAUAGCUGAAUGGCAGAAAGCUUGGAGAGUAUUGGGACCACAGUCACCAGAGUUUCGAUCGUUGAGAAAUAAGACAAAUCGAUUAGUGAAAAAAAAAAAAACAACAACAACGCUAUUUUAAGAACAAAAUCAUGCAGUGUGGAAAAUCUGAUAAUCGGCGGUGGUGGAAAGAAGUGAAACGCCUUGCUGGAAUGAAUAAUACUAGCCAAGUGUCUAGCAUUCUUCACAACGACUGUUUGCUCAAAGGAGUCGACUCUCGUUAGAUAUGAUGGAAAUAAAGUCAGACCUCAAACAAAUGAGCACAUUAAUGAAAAUUUUUUAUCACGAAUCUACUCCAGUCAAGCGCCGUUCCACCGAUCAUCUUUGUAGUGUAAAUACAUGUGAAGUAGGCAUUCAAACGGAUAUCGAAUUCACUCAAUAUCCUAACCAGAGGGGAGAGCGUUGUGCAAGCAGGUGUAAUGAAUUGUCGACUGAAUUCGAGGGCUUAAGACUCGAUUUGGUGAUCUCCGAGUCGAAGAUUGAUAACAAAAUUCGAAUCAAUGGCGAUGCAAUAAAUCAAGUUCAGGCAGAAUUCGCCAUUAUUCAAAAUCAGCUCGGUGAAGUUGUUCAACAGGUCGAUCGUUUAGUUAACACAAACGAGAACAACAACACCAAUAACAAUAGCAUUGCAGAAAGUAUUGUUAGAACGGCUAAUGAGAACAAUGGUCUUAUCAAUACUAUCGAAACACUAUGCAAAGGGCUGAAAACUAUGAUAGCCUUGUGUAAUGCAAAUUUUGUUAAUCACUCAGAUCAACCAACAAGGUCUUAGCUAGGAUUUUAGAUCUUGGGCGUGUUUCUAAAUGACCAAGGUAUGCACAUGCCAAUAACCGGUACCUUGAAUAGCCAAAUUCAGGGUUCUAGUUAUGCCUAACCAACAGACAAUGCCUGUGGUUGUUCUAUGCUUUGGAACCAAAUACAAGGCGAGGAUACGCUCAUAUUGCGCACUGACAUUCAAGAAUUAAGUUCUUUCAAUCAGCAACUCUUGGGGGUAUUUAAAACCAUUUUACAGUAACACCAGAUCGUUAUAGUGUGUACUUUUUUACGACAUAAAUAUAGGAAGAAAUUAUGUCCGUAACACCUCAUUUUUUGAACCUACCCAGCCUUAUACAAAUAAUGAAGCCGCGUUCAUUAUAUCUAGCCGUGUUUUUCCAUUUUUGCCCGUGAUAACACGGCCCUCUAGCUAAGACCCUGUCAACCAAGCGUCUCGCCAACUUCAACACUUGACCGAACUAACAUCACCCCGUCAUCAACAGAACCUAUACAACAACAGCAUCAAAGCCUAAAUCCCUUUGCAGUUUGUAACUUUCAGGACGAAUCAUGUAUAAAAUCUUUCGUCACAGUUGAGGAAGCCAGUAUAACAUCAGAGGCUCUUAGCCUUGAUAACACCCUAUCGAAUUCCUAUCUCAAUGUCAUAUCCAUUUUGGAUGAUCAACAAGCCGGCUUAUCCUCACCUAAUGGAAACUCCACCACAGUCGAAGAGAUCGGUACAGGCAUUGACCAAAAUUAUAGUCCGUCGACUAUGCCCCCAUCGUUUGAUGAUCAAUUGAAGGAAUAUCGUACUAAGCACUCUCACACCGACAGAAUGAUAGAUGUCCAUAAUAAUUCUGGAAUAACACACCAAAAAACUACAAGGAAAGCAACCCGAAACCGCAAAAACACUAGAUCUAGUCAAGUCAAAUCGAAGCGAUGCAAUUAUAUGCCACAACCCAUAUCACAUAUAGAUACCUCUGCAUAUAACCGGAAAAAUUUUCGGAAGAAUUGCUCUUCAAAUCGGCCACCGGACUGGGGAAACUACCUGAUCCUUGUAAACAAAUUAACGCAGAAAACAGAGUUAAGACAAUCGACAAGAGUUUAA
Molecule: messenger RNA, 13619 nt
Organism: Paramuricea clavata
Lineage: Eukaryota; Metazoa; Cnidaria; Anthozoa; Malacalcyonacea; Plexauridae
Source: the annotation of a GenBank genome assembly